CCAGCAGAUGGCGAUAUUCCCCCUUCCAAUCUCGCAGCGUCCUCAGCGUGGGUCACGUGACGCCGCUGUCAUCGAGCCUCUUCACGGAGUGUAAGGGCUCUUCCUUCUGUGCCGUUCUGCCGUAAAGCGAGGGCUUGGUGACGUCAUGGUGAAGUUUGCGUUGCAGUUGAAGGCCAGUCUAGAAAACGUCACAAAGCUUCGGCCGGUGGGUGAUGAUUUCCGCUGGUUCCUAAAGCUGAAAUGUGGCAACUGUGGAGAGGUAUCGGACAAAUGGCAGUAUAUCACGUUAAUGGACAGUGUGCCUCUUAAGGGUGGGAGAGGCAGCGCCAGUAUGGUACAGAAGUGCAAGCUGUGCUCUCGUGAAAACUCCAUAGAUAUCUUGGGCAUCUCGCUCCAGCCAUAUAAUGCUGAAGACAAUGAACGUUUUAAAACUAUAGUGGAAUUUGAGUGUCGAGGUUUGGAGCCGGUGGAUUUCCAGCCUCAGGCCGGAUUUGCUGCAGAAGGAGCAGAAACUGGAACGCCAUUCAGUGACAUUAACCUACAGGAAAAGGACUGGACGGAUUAUGACGAGAAGGCAAAAGAAUCUGUAGGGAUCUACGAGGUGACGCAUCAGUUUAAGAAGUGCUAACUACAUACUAUUUAUACAUCAUUUGUUCAAGGGUUAGAUUAUUUGUUACACAUCAGAUAUGGACAUUGCCAAAACUUUCACAUUCAGCCCUGCAAGUUACAGUGCAAAUACCUCAGGCAUCCGGUUACUGCAAACAUCUAGAGUACAAUGAAACUCCGGAAGCUUUCCCACUGAGUAUUUGGAUAAAUAUAUCCUCACCUCCUGUCAGAUUCCUUUCAAUUCAUUCCUACUGCAAUAAAUACCUUCUCCAAAAACUGGGACUUCCUCUUAAUAGGGGUCUUCUUUGAAAACUUUCCGCUUAUUACAGACUAGGUCUCCAGUUUCGGAUAGGAGAGGUUCUGACUGGCACCCCAUGGAUCAUCUGGCUUAAAGGGGUUAUCCAGGGAAAAAAACUUUUUAUACAUAUAUAUCUCAACUGGCUCCAGAAAGUUAAACAGAUUUGUAAAUUACUUCUAUUUAAAAAAAAAAUCUUAAUCCUUUCAGUACUUAUGAGCUGCUGAAGUUGUUCUUUUCUGUCUAAGUGCUCUCUGAUGACACCUGUCUCGGGAACUGUCCAGAGUAGAAGCAAAUCCCCAUAGCAAACCUCUUCUACUCUGUGCAGUUCCCGAGACAAGCAGAGGUGUCAGCAGAGAGCACUGUUGCCAGACAGAAAACAACAACGCAACUUCAGUAGCUGAUAAUUAUUGGAAGGAUUAAGAUUUUUUUUUAAUAGAAGUAAUUUACAAAUCUGUUUAACUUUCUGGUACCAGUUGAUAUAAAAAAAAAAAAAUUCCUGGAAUACCCAUUUCAAAAGUUUGGAGUAAUCUGAACGGGGAAGGAAGCAUGAGUCCUAUCAUAAGGACAUGCCAUCAAUAUCGAAUUCCAGUACACCCCUUUAAAGUGUCAUAGUUGCAUGUCAAAAGUAUGGGGUCCCUGGGCAUGAGCCUUACAGGUUGGGCUCUGUCAGACCUUUUGGGGUUCUUUUUCUUUUUGGUUAUGGGCGGGAGUCAAUGUCUCUUGGUUCACAGACAUUUCACACAUUUGGCCCUCAUUUACUAAGAGUGUUGUGUAGGUUUCUUUGUGGGUUUUAAUUCCCUGCAAUUUAUUUUCCACGUUAUUUACUAAGGUUUCCCUACAUUUUGCUUUUUUCUACACAUGCUCUGAUCUGUAGGGUUUUCCUCAGCUGAAAUCCACCACAUUUUAUGUGGAAACCUUAGUAAAUAUGCUGGGUUUUUGUGAAAAUGUCGGGAACACGCCCCUUUUGUGACCACACCCCUUCCCAGCAGUCACGCCCCUUUUUCGGGUUUUCUUAGCAAAAUGGAGAGUUAGUCUGUUUUUUUUCAAUUCUGGUGCAAAUUCUGGCGCAGACAGAAUUUCUGGUACAAUGCGACAGAAUCUGGCCCACAACCCGACAAAACAUGUCGGGUUUGCAAUAGUAAAUGAGGGCCAAUGUUUCCCAAGGACUUUUGAGUUGCCUGUCUUGCUCUCUUUUUUUCGGAGGCAGGAGGGUGUUGUGUUACGUGUUUUUCUUUUUGUGUUCUUAUAAUUGUUAGACGCCAAUAAAAACGAUCCAUAUAAAAUAGUUUUGAUCAGGUCUGGCUAUUCAGAUCCCUAAAACAAGGUGCGGGAGAGGCACGUGGAUUAGUGCUUCUCCUCUCAUCUUGCUCGUCGCUGCACAGGAUGGGCUCCAUAGCAAUUCUAUGUACAUGUCUAAAGUUUUUUUGUUUUUAAUGUUACAGUAAGUCAGAAUAUAAGUUCCUGGUUAUAUUCUAUCAAUCUCUGUAGAUCCUGUUUCUGUCUCCCUUUGGCAACCCAAUUAAAAAAUUGGCAUUGUGAAGAUCUACAGUGCAGCAGCCUUUGUUAUAU
Molecule: messenger RNA, 2473 nt
Organism: Hyla sarda
Lineage: Eukaryota; Metazoa; Chordata; Amphibia; Anura; Hylidae
Gene: CZIB
Product: CXXC motif containing zinc binding protein
Exons: 8
Coding region: 146-628 (160 amino acids)
Molecular function (GO): zinc ion binding
Source: RefSeq, a predicted model, not a curated record